Anthostomella pinea is the source of this 2775-nucleotide messenger RNA. NCBI's taxonomy places the organism in Eukaryota, Fungi, Ascomycota, Sordariomycetes, Xylariales, Xylariaceae. The record is from the annotation of a GenBank genome assembly.
AUGGCCGGCCCCACGGCUGUCAAUAACGCUGGCCCUGCUGCCCUCCCGCCUGUCAUGCAGGCUGCAGCAGAUGCCCGACCUACCGGCGGCAAACCACGAACGACGCGAACCUCGAUUCCUACGCCCUCAGGAACAUGGAUCCUUGGUCGCACCGUGGGACAGGGCUCCAUGGGCCGCGUGAAACUCGCCCGCCGAGAAGACGGAACUGAGCAGCUCGCCUGUAAAAUCAUCCCGCGAGGCUCUACCGAGGAUGGUCACCAUAGUCGCGCAGACAAGGAGAGAGCAGAUCAAUCCAAGGAAAUCCGAACUGCGCGCGAGGCUGCCAUUGUCACUCUCCUCCAACAUCCCCACAUCUGUGGACUACGAGAUGUGGUUCGCACCAAUUAUCAUUGGUACAUGCUCUUCGAGUAUGUGAACGGGGGACAGAUGCUCGACUACAUCAUCUCCCAUGGAAAGCUGAAGGAGAAACAAGCAAGGAAAUUCAGCAGACAAAUUGCCAGCGCUCUCGACUACUGCCACCGGAACAGCAUAGUUCACCGCGACCUAAAGAUCGAGAACAUCCUCAUCAGCAAGACUGGCGACAUCAAGAUAAUCGAUUUCGGACUGAGCAAUCUCUUCUCACCCGGCGGCCAUCUGAAGACCUUUUGCGGCAGUCUGUACUUUGCCGCUCCCGAGUUGCUCCAAGCGCGCGCGUAUACAGGCCCCGAGGUUGAUGUCUGGAGCUUCGGUAUCGUGCUAUACGUCCUAGUUUGUGGCAAGGUCCCUUUCGAUGACCAGAGCAUGCCGGCCCUACAUGCCAAGAUCAAGAAAGGGGCUGUGGACUACCCUGGCUGGCUAUCUAAUGACUGCCGCCACCUUCUGUCACGCAUGCUUGUUACGGAUCCUAGACAGCGGGCGACCAUGUACGAGGUCCUAAACCAUCCUUGGCUAACGAAGGGCUACGGUGGACCGCCCGAGAACUACCUUCCCCCUCGAGAGCCACUGACACUUCCGCUGGACCCAGAGGUCAUUAACGCCAUGACUGGUUUUAACUUUGGGGCCCCUGAGGGGAUCAAGGCUCAACUCACCCGAAUGGUUGAAUCCGAGGAUUACAAGCGGGCUAUACAACUUUUGCAGAAGGAGAGGGAGUUGCCGCAACCAUCGAAGGAUGUGGAGAAGAAGCGUGGUUUUGGCUUCGACUUCUACAAGCGACAUAACUCUGCGAAUAGUCGAGACAACCUAACCGCCCCGAGCGCGGAGGCCAUUCAGCUUGGCAGCGAUCCUCUCAAUGCCUAUAGCCCCUUACUUUCUAUUUACUACCUGGUUAAGGAGAAGCAGGCUCGCGACAAGGUGGAUGCCGUGCCAAAAUCACAUACCCCUAAGAACGCUGCCGACUCACCAAUGCCUGAGAUUGCGCCACCUCCUCAAGCACAUACGAACACCGCAGCUUACGAGAUGGCAGGGGAGAAAGCCACGGGUGGAAGGACGAGGGCUCGCGCCAGGACUCAUGGGGAAGAUGACGCCCCUGACGACGUGAAGAAAGCACAGCUAUCGCCUAAUUUGCCUGCUGCCCCAGGCAUCCCAGCUGACGCGCCGGCGAAGAAGUCGAGUGCCGCAGCAGGUAUCCUUCGACGUUUCAGCACAAGGCGUCGCAAAGAGCCUGAGAGACAGGACAAGGAUCGGUCUCACCCACCAGUGGUCCAGGUCCACUCACCGGCCGAGAAUACAGUAACACCCCGCAAGAGUUUCAGCAUACGGAAACCCAGACGUGAUCGAGAUGAGCCCGAAGGUUCAAGGUUACGGUCUGGCAGCAGUCAACCUCAACACCGCGAUCUCCUCAGCCCGCCGCUAUCCGCCGGUGACAAUGCGCCCGGAAGCAAGAAAGGUCUGGGACGGUCCACAAGCGUGAAUUCGGGGGAUUAUAGUAGAAGAAGACCAUUUGGAUCCACCAGCAGAAUUCCCAAAGAACCGCCGCCCACGAGUGGCUCUGACCAGUCCACGGCUACCGACAAACCAGUGCCAGAACAGAAGAGCAAGUUGAACACGCGGGGCACCUCAAUGCAAGCAAGGCCGCUGGGACAUGCUAGACGGGAAAGCAUCCAAGCCAGGAGGGCUCGAAGAGAGGGAGCCCGAGCGACUGAUGUCCCCGAAGAGACGGACCAGGACGUUGGCGAGACAAGUGGAAAUUCAGCAGAUCGUCUAGAUGACUCGGAAUUGGCCAAACCGGUUUUCUUGAAGGGCCUGUUCAGUGUCUCGACGACGUCUGGCAAGUCAGUGCCGGCAAUCCGGGCGGAUGUCAAGCGGGUGCUGAAGCAGCUCGGUGUCGAGUACACAGAGAUCCGCGGGGGUUUCGCUUGUCGCCACACACCUAGUAUCGAUCUGAAGAAAGUGGCAGAUAUGCCCGGCAGUCCCGCACCAGUUUCGGGCCACCACCGUCGGUUCAGUUUUGGCAUUAGGAGCGAGCGUGAACGGGAGGAGCUGCGGGAGUUUGACCGGGCGCCACCCACGCCGCGAACUCCCGGGAAGGGACCGGCGGACAGGAGUGACUCUACAUCGGAAAUUUCCGAGCAAGAAAGCAUCCACCGGGAUCCCCCUGGGUCCACAAGGAGAGUGCCCGGUGAGACGAUGACCCACGUGCAGAGCGACCUAGGAGGAAACAUGAUCCUCAAAUUCGAAAUAAUCAUUGUCAAGGUUCCGCUGCUCUCGUUGCACGGACUAACGUUCAAGCGCAUAGAGGGAAACACGUGGCAGUUCAAGAACAUGGCCGAUCAAAUACUUAAGGAGUUACGACUGUAG